This is a messenger RNA of Phacochoerus africanus (Common warthog), 10235 nucleotides long. It is a transcript of the gene PPARGC1B, whose product is annotated as PPARG coactivator 1 beta. Gene Ontology annotation, cellular component: nucleus. Gene Ontology annotation, biological process: positive regulation of transcription by RNA polymerase II. Gene Ontology annotation, molecular function: transcription factor binding; RNA binding. NCBI's taxonomy places the organism in Eukaryota, Metazoa, Chordata, Mammalia, Artiodactyla, Suidae. The record is from RefSeq and is a predicted model, not a curated record. The transcript has 12 exons. The coding region runs from base 50 to 3133 and encodes 1027 amino acids.
CGGCCGGCUCGGCGCUGACUCCGCCGCACGCUGCAGCCGCGGCUGGAAGAUGGCGGGGAACGACUGCGGCGCGCUCCUGGACGAAGAGCUCUCCUCCUUCUUCCUCAACUAUCUCGCCGACGCGCAGAGUGGGGUGUCCGGGGAGGAGCAACUCUGCGCUGAUUUUCCGGAGCUCGACCUCUCCCAGCUGGACGUCGGCGACUUGGACUCGGCCACCUGCUUCGAGGAGCUGCAGUGGUGCCCAGAGGGCACCGAGGCGGACCCCGGCCAGUACAGCCCCCGUGACGCCGAGCUCUUGCAGAUCAUCGACAGCGAGAACGAGGCCCUGCUGGCGGCCCUCACGGAAACCCUGGAUGACAUCCCCGAAGACGACGUGGGUCUGGCCACCUUCCCAGCCCUGGACGAUGGAGACUCACCCUCCCGCGCGUCCGCGUCGCCCGCCCCCUCCUCUGCGCCCCCCAGCCCGGCUCCGGCGAGGGCCCCCGGCCCGGCCCCUGAGGCGGAGGAGCUCUCGCUGCUGCAGAAACUCCUCCUCGCCGCGUCCUCCCCGACCUUGACCUCUGACUCCCAGAAGGAGGGGACCGCCUGGCGCCAGGCAGGCCUCCGGUCCCGAAGCCAGCGGCCUGGUGUCAAGACGGACAGCACCCAGGACAGGAAGGCCCCCACGUCGCAGCCUCAGAGCCGGGCCUGCACGGAGCUGCAUAAGCACCUUACCUCGGAGCCCUCCUGCCCCCGGGCUAAAGCCCGCUCCCCCGAUAGGGGCCCGCCGCCGCCACCCGCCCCGAGUCCCCGGCUGCCGGCCAAGGAGGACGAGGAGGCGGGCGAGGACUGCCCGAGCCCCCGGCCUGCUCCAGCUUCUCCCCGGGACUCUGCAGCGCCAGGCAGGGCGGGCCCCGGCGCCCAGGUUCCCCAGGCGGACGCACAGGCCAUGGUGCAGCUCAUUCGCUACAUGCACGCCUACUGCCUCCCACAGAGGAAGCUGCCCGCUCAGGCCCCGGAGCCAGCGCCCCAGGCCUGCCGCAGCCUCUCCAAGCCGGCCAGGCCCGGGCCGCGGGCCCCGCACCCUCCCAAGGCCGCCUGGCCCGAGUUCUCCAUCCUGAGGGAGCUUCUGGCCCAAGAUGUCCUCUGUGAUGUCAGCAAGCCCUACCGCCUGGCCACGCCUGUCUACGCCUCCCUCGCGCCCCGGCCCCGAGACAGCCCGGCCUCGGCCUCCGCAGGCCACCCGUCCCCCGUGGAGGAGGUGAGGGUCGCGGCUUCACCCAGGAGCUCCGGGCCCAGACCCAGCCUGCGUCCGCUGCGGCUGGAAGUGAGAGGGCACCUUGGCCGGGCAGCCAGGCCGCAGCCAGAGGAGGAAGAGGAGGACGAGGAGGAGGAGGAGGAGGAAGACGAGAAGGAGGACGAGGAGGACGAGGACGAGGAGGAGUGGGGCCGGAGAAGGCCGGGCCGAGGCCUGCCGUGGGCCAAGCUGGGGAGGAAGCGCGAGGGCUCCGUGCGCCCCGUGCGGCGCUCCAGGAGACUGAACCCCGAGCUGGGCCCCUGGCUGACGUUCACUGAUGAGCCGCCGGCUCCCGAGCAGCCCCGAGGGGCUCUGUCCUCGCUGCGCCUGGCCCCCGAUGCCUGCGACGUGGAGGGGGCGCCGGGCACCCCCACGCACGAGAACAGUGGCCAAGACCGGCAGCUCCUACGGGGACCCCAGAUCCCGGCCCUGGAGAGCCCCUGUGAGAGCGGGUGUGGGGACACGGAGGAGGACCCCAGCUGCCCGCGCCUCCCUUCCAGAGACUCUCCGAGGUGCCUCCUGCUGGCCUUGUCGCAAAGCCCCACCAGUGACCCUCCUUUUGGCAAGAAGAACUGCGAGCAGACCUUGGCAGUGGAGCUGUGUGGCACGGCAGGACUCACCCCGCCCACCACGCCUCCGUACAAGCCCGCGGAUGAGGAGCCCUUCAAGCCGGACGUCAAGCACAGCCCAGGCCGAGACGCGGCUCCUCGCCUCCCCCCGGAGGGCCUCCCACUCGGGGCCGCCGCGGGCGCUGCCCACACGCUGCCAAAGAAGCACCCGGAGCGGCGCGAGCUCCUGUCCCACCUGCGGCACGUCACCGCCCCGCCAGCCUCCCAGGCUGGUCACAAGCGCCCCUUCUCCUGCUCGUUUGGCGACCACGACUACUGCCAGGUGCUCAAGCCCGAAGGCGCCCUGCAGAGGAAGGUGCUGCGGUCUUGGGAGCCGUCUGGGGCUCCCCCCGAGGACUGGCCCCAGCAAGGUGCCCCGCGGGCUGAGGCGCAAGCCUCCGGCAGGGAGGAAGGCAGCGGCUGCGACAUCGGGGCCGCCAGCAAGGACAGCGCGCUGCUGAGAGACCACGAGAUCCGCGCCAGCCUCACCAAGCACUUUGGGGUCCUGGAGGCGGCCCUGGAGGACGAGGACCGGGCCUCCUGCAAGAGCCCCGAGUACGACGCGGUCUUCGAGGACGGCAGCAGCAGCAGCGGCGGCGAGAGCGGCUUCCUCCUGGAAGAGGAGGAGGAGGACGAUGAAGAAGAGGACUCGGGGGUCAGCCCCCCUCGCUCCGACCACUGCCCCUACCAGAGCCCCCCGGGCAAGGCCGGUCGGCAGCCCUGCUCCCGCAGCCGCUCCAGCUCCAGCUCGUCAUCCUGCCGCUCCCGGUCACCGGCCACACGAAGGACCUUCAGAUGUGAGAGCAGAGGGCCGUGUUCAGACGGAACGCCAGGCGGCCGGCACGCCAGGAAGCGGCGGGAAAAGGCCAUUGGCGAAGGCCGCGGGGUGUACAUUCGCAAUCUCGCCAGCGACAUGAGCUCCCGCGAACUGAAGAGGCGCUUCGAGGUGUUUGGCGAGGUCGUGGAGUGCCAGGUGCUCACCAGGAGCACGAGAGGCGAGAAGUGUGGCUUCGUCACCUACCGGCGCUCCGAGCACGCGGCGCUGUCCCUGCGGAAGGGCGCGGCCCUGCGGGGGCGCAGCGAGCCCUCCUUCCCACUGAGCUCCGGGGGUCUCCGGCGCUUCUGCUGGCCCCGCUACGCUGACUUCGAUGCCAACUCGGAAGAGGCCCCGCCUGCAUCCGUGAAAACCAAGUACGAAGCCAUGGAUUUCGACAGCUUGCUGAGGGAGGCCCAGCAGAGCCUGCACUGACAACAGCCUUAACCUCGAGGAAAACCUCAAUACCUCAGACGGGCCCUUCCAACCUGUUUACGCUUUCAGAGAAAUCAAGGACAUGAGACGGAGCGAGAGAGCGAGCGAGCGAGAGAGAGAGAGAGAUUGAGAGAGAGAGAGAGAGACACGGGGAACUGCUGUCCUUUUAACAGAAUAAUCAACGUUUACAUUGAACAAAGCUGCUUCUGUGUGAGUUUCCACGGUGUGCACGCUCCACUGCCACAUCAGCGUCCUCGCUUCCCACGGGCUGUCCGGGGUGCCCUCGCCUCCUGACCCACGGCCCCUCCUAGACGUGCAGCUGUGUCCGCCAUGCGUUUCCGUCUGUAGUGCGUGACGAAGUCGUUACUCGUGAAUAGAAUCAGGAUUAUAGACUCAUUUUUAAUUGAAGAAAACAAAAGUAUAUCCUUUAAGUGAUGUGUUUAUGGCUCAGGUGUCCUGUGCCUGGGAUCGUCCUGUUGCUUCCUUGAUUUUUAACUACCCACUGUCGUGAGAUGUUUGCCACUCAGCUGCCCUGCUCCGUUGGCCAGAGGGCCCCAGAGGUGCUGGGGGGCUGGAGGGCUGGUCGCCGGGGAGUGUGGCGUGCAGCCAGCCCAGGAGCCCAGGAGGGGUUUCAGGGCCUCUCCUGCCAGGCCCUGCCUCGCGUCUCGUUGAGCGAGCCCGGGUCCGCGUAGAAUCAGAGCCCUCGUCUGGUGCCCGGCUCUCGCUUAGAGCUUGUGCCUGGCCCUGAGGGCUCGGAUCCUCGCGGGUCUUAGGGAAGAGGGAGGUGAGGAAGGAGGCUGAUGACUUUUGCCCCGGGGUCCCCCGACCAGUGAGAUUACAGAGCACUGGCCCAGCCUAGGAGCCCAGGCCUCCCGAUCGCUGGUCCCAGCCUCCCUCAGUAGCUGGAGUGAAGAAGCGGGGUUGCGGGGCCUGGCAGAGCUGGGGACGGCCAAAGAGGACCACAGGCGAGACGCCUGCGGGCUCACCCUGGGGCGUCCGUCAACGGCGGUCUCGUCAGCACGGGGCGAGUUCAGGCUCUGGCACCAGCCUUGAUCCAAAGGGUCCUGCCGUCCGCCUCCAGCUGUGGACCCGCCACCAGGGCUUCAGUGACGCCGUGGGCGUGACGCGGACGGAUCUGGGAGCAAGCCUCCCCUUUGGGCCAGCCUGGCUUCGCCCCUGCUCACACGGGUCGUUGUUUGGGGGCAGGGGGCACGGGGUGGGUGAUAAGACAGUCUCCAGGCUGACUCCCGGACGGUCUGUUGGGCUUGACUUGAAGGUUCGUGUUCUUGAGUGACGUCGAAGCCGCGUCCGGGGGGGUGUUCCGUGGGUGCCUUGGGGGUCGCUCCGGGGGAGCACGUGGCCGGGCAGGCUAAGCGAGCGUGUUUCUCUGCUUCAGACAGAGCGGCUCCAGGUGCAUCUCUUUCACGCCCAGCUUCCUCGGGAAGCUUUUGUGGGUUCAAGAAAGAAGCAGAACGGUCCUGCCGCUUCUCUUUAGAGUUUGAACUUGACUCAUUAAACAAAAACUAGCUGAUUUAAUCCAUUAUUAAUACCGGGCCUCGUUCUUUGAGAAUUGGUCGUUAUGGGGCUUUUUUGGUUGCUGUUUAAGAUUAUAAAAUACCUCAGUAGCUUCACUGGGCUGAUACGCCAGGCCCCCGGAGGAGGUGGGAGGAGACCGGCCUGGAAGGAAGGGGAGUUUGAGUUCCUGUGUAUCUAUCAAACCACGGCCCCUCUGGGCCCCAGUUUUCUUUGCUGCGCAACGCGCGGAGGCGGGGACAACUAGUCCCUGCCGGCUCUGACAGCUGAGCGUCCCACGUGGCACACGUACCUCCACUCCCACAUCCUUGGCCAGUGGCAGACAUAACCAGUCGGCCCCAGCCCUCGCCUUCUUUGAGCUUGCUCAUGCUGUUGGGACCUCGGCUCUGUGCUCUGAGCAGCCGUCCCUGAUUGGUCUGCAGUUUCGCCUCUUUCACGUCCUGGUCUGAUCUUUGAAAGGUGCCUGUCUUAUGGAGCCAUACGGUGGCCGGGUGUCAUGCUGGCCCAUUCCUCUCUGUCGCAUCCUCAUCUGUGGGAGAAAGUUCCUUUGAAGCCAUUCCUUGGCCCAGGACUCCCAGCGCUACUCUGCCACGUAACCCCACCUGGGGAUGGGAGCCAGGUGGGAGAGUGGCCAUAAGCAAGUUUGGGAAGGCAGCGUUUGUCAGUUUGUCGGGAUGGACCAGGAGGGGGCUUUCCACGGCACGGGCUGAGCCCUCUCAAUUCCUGUUCCAGCUGCUCACUGCCUAGCAUCCAGUGGGCGUGCAAUGAAUGGCUGUGGACCAGAACUUCAGUCCACCCGACGCCCCCUUAAGGUCUGCUCUGCAUCGGGGGUAAACCGAGCCUUUGUCGCGUGGAAGCUCAUGGGGACGCAGUUACACGCAGGGUCUGGAGAGCUGGGUUGAGUCCUGGCUCCACCAAGAGCUGCCUCUGUGACGUUGUGGCUCGCGGUGUCCCUUCCGCUCGUGGAGCCUCUGUGUGUCACAAGGAGACGGAGCGCAUGACCUCUGCCCCCGCGCCGGCUCGUCCCUGAUGGCAGCGCAGCUAGAUGGCAGUGGAGGGUGAAGGAUGCGGAUUUUCAGGGAGGGACGAGGCCGUCCCCUCCCCCGGGUCCGGGUCCGGGUCCGCUGAGGCUUCCUUUUCACUCCAGCUUAACACAGAGUCUCGCAGGUAGUUAGACUUUGGCCUUGAGCAGAGCAGAGAUCUGAGGUCGCGCUGGGAUGGGAGGAGCCCAAGGUCACGGUCGGGCUGCUGCUGCUGGGGGAGGGCGCCGGCCGUGGGCGUAGAGCAGCUUCUUCCCGCUGUCUGUGCAUAAAAGGCUCUGCCACGGCCCGCACCUGCGGCCAGCCUCCACCUGGAAGACUUACUCGGUGCUGAGUCUCCCUCACCAAGGAGACUCCAAGGAAAGCUCGGCAACCAUGGCCUUUGCCCCCAGACGAAGGGGUGGCCCGAGGGAGCAGCUGCCGCUGGCAGCCGUCGCGGUGUGGCUGUCUGUACCUGUGACUUGGCCUGAAAGCCUGCAGUAGACUGUGUGGGUAGCGCCCCCACGAGGAAGCCUGUACCGUCGUCUCUGAGCCCGGCAGGUAUUUUCAGCCGCUGAGUGGAAUUCUUCCAUCUCCUUACUCAGUUGCCGCGAGGCUGAAUUGGAUCCCUCUCCAGGGCUCUGGUUACCCAAGGAAAAUGCAUCACAGCCGUGGAGCGUGAGCGGCUAGAGAGCAGCUGAGGCCCCUGCUCCCUGACCCCGUCACCCCAUGUCCCCCCAACACUGCUUUGCGACAUAGCAGCAGUCAGGUGUCUGCAUCGGCUGGGAGCCCUCGCAGCUUUGCGUGUGGAGCGCACCCCGCAGAGAGCCGGGCCUUUGGGGGCUCCGGGGGCAGGGAGGGAGGGAGCCUCCGGGCCGCACAGGCUGCGUCCCCAGGUCCGAUGCAGGGAGAGGGGCGGGAUAGGAAAUCUUUCUCACCUAAAGCCUGUGCUUGCGGCUGUUGUGGUUUCUUCGAGCUGAUGCCGUCUGCGUGCUGAGGGCGGGGGAGGCGUGACAGCGCGGUCCCUCUGCGUGGACACCCGGGAGCCCCACCCCAGGCCUCGGGUAUAGCUGAAUCCCAGCCGAGCCUGCAGCCUGAGAGCUGGGACAUCCACACCAUGAAGCAGAUCAACCCCAGAGGACUCGUGGAUCUGACUCGCUGGCGUCAAAACUGCAGUGUUUCCUUAGCCCUGAGGUUUAGCAGUUCUCCUCUUAGGCGACCAAGAGCGAAACUGGGCGGAUGGUAGCGCGUCAAGAGCACCUGAUGGCUUCAGUGGCCGGAGAAGGGGACCCUUCCCACCGGGGCAGAUGGGAGCCGGCUGCUGCUUACGUGCAAUAUGCUUAAUGCUGGUCGCCAGGUCCCCGAGUCGUUUGCACGUGGAGAUGAGCUGCUGGUCUGGGGGUGCAGAGGAAGAGGAGGGAGGGCUCAGGAGCUGGGGAGCCCUCGUCCACGGAGAUGCUCUUGGCCCCAAACAGACACGGGCUGGGGAGCCUUCUGGGAACCAGCCCUGGAAGGUCCUAGGAAGCAGGCAGAGGCCAAUAAAAGCACUUUGAGAAAAACCGCAAGCCUUCAUCCUGGUUCCACGUUUCCACACUGGCAAACCCGGAUCUCCUGGAGCUCUGAAGUGUGCUCUCCUAGGGGUUGGGAAGGGGCCUCAGGACAGGGGGCUCCUGGACGUCAGCAGCAGGAGGGCCCAUCCCAGGGCCAGCCUUUUGCUGGCUUCUUUAUUGGAGGCCCUACAAGUGGGACGGUGCUUUCAGAUCUUGGUACCUAUUUUUGUAUUCUAAACACACUGCAGCAGCGCAGCCAGUUGACACGGGUGUGCAAAGCAAGUCAUUUAUCUCUAAGCCGUCUCCAAGCGAGAAGUCCUAGGUUUCUGACUUGCCCUGUGAUCCUGGGCCUCCGUCUCCUCAUCUAGCAAAUGGGAAUGCCGGAUGGGCCGGCCGCCUCCGACAGGCUCCAUUCCCAUCCUGGAGCAUCGGGAAUCUGUCCCCAGGCUCUCAGACCAGGUGCAGCCUGUGUGCUCGCGGUCACUGUUCUCUGCACGGUGUAACCCAACGGCAGUGGAUUCAAACCCACAUGGUCCUGGCCGAGUUACCCUCCCCAAGGAGGCCGGCUCUCCAGGACAGACCUAAGCCAUAGUUACUGGUGGGGACGGUGAGACGACCAGCCCCGGCCUGAGGAGGUGGCCGUGGUGGCAGUGGCGGGUCUCACCCUGGCCUUCCCUCGCCGCCCCCCCCCCCCCCACUGCCCCCUGAUGCUUUCGGUCCAAGCCUCGUGGUCUCCUUGGCUGUUUUUCUCUCGCUCAGACAGUACUAGCAAUACACUUUUUUCCCCCAAAAAGCAGCUUAACUUAGGCACUUUUCACACCCUUCAUUCACGUGAUUGUGAAACACACGGGCUGACAGCAGGCACGGAUCGCCCUGCAUAUGUUUAGGGCACAGCUUUGGUGUCUGGUUUCUCUGACGGUGUGGCAGCGGUGGCUGAGCUUCGAGCUGGGGGGACGGAUUCCCAGACAGGCCGUUUCGUCAGAACGCUCGCCCGUUCGGAAGCAGCGGCCCCCACGGGGGCUCGGCCCAUAGGGCUUUGUAGGGGGUCAGACCCUGAGCUGUGCAGCAGCGCCUCCGAGAGGGGUCUGUAUAGCUCGGACCCUCUGCGCUGUCUGGUUUGUCGAAGGGCCUCUAGGGAGGCCGAGGAGAGCCCCCUUUUCUCUUGGCCAGCCUUGCCCUUGGGUGACUUUUGAAGGGAUAGGUCCGCGUCCCCUCAGCGCUUUGCCUUAUCAACGUCUCGUCUUCGCCGUCUAGGGGCCAAAGACUGUGUCCACCAGCUCCCCAGACGGAAGGCAGUCUUCCCACCACCUGCCGUCCAGCAGGGACACGAGCGAGCCGUGCGUGUGCUUAGAGCCCAGCGUAGCACCCGUCAAGCCCCAAACAGCCUCUCGUUGGGCCCUCAGGCCAACCGAGAAGUGGGACGCGAGCCGUCCUGCGGCAGUGGAGACGGGAGUGGCCCCGGGGCCCGGAGCCUGGGAGGGGUUUACUGUAACCGCAAUACUGGCAGCCCAGCUGCUGACCUUGAGUGAACCUCUGCCAGGCGGCCCCCCCGGACCCUCAGGACGAGCACAGGGGUGGGGGGUGAGGAUUCCGUGGGGGGCCUGGCCAUGGCCUUUGAUGGGGUCCACCGAAUAACCAAACCGAUUCUGUUUGUUUCUGUGUUUUGUAUUUUAAAAUCUUGUCAAGUGUUUUUUUGUGUUAGGAAAAAAAAGUCAUAAACUCCUCCCAGCAUUGUUCCCUGAGGGAUGCCCCGACUCCCACGGAGGGGUUGGGAAGGCCGGGGAGUGGGCGUCAGGGUGGUCCGGGGGCCCGGGGAGUGGACACUUGGGUUUCCAGGCGGCUUCUGGGGGAGACGACCCCCCGGAGCCGGGCUCGGUGCGCCCUGCUCCGAAGGGCACAGCCACCCCGCACCUCCUUGUGCUGCGGUGUUCGCCUUGGCUUGGAGCACCUGCUUCUCCCAGGGGGCAGCUGCUGCCAUGGAAACCAACACGAGGCUUGCGCCUGCCCAGCCCCCGGGCUCUCAAGGGACGGUGUCUGUAGCGAGCCUUAACCGCCUGGGCAAGGCGGUCCCUGUCGUCCUUCCAGCAUUUCCAAAUCUCGGACUCGAUUCCUUUUCUCUUGGUGUGACCAUGCAGCCUCGAGAAUUCUGAGCAAUAGGGAGCCAGGGUUUCCCCCGGCUCUGUGACAGGGGCACGCCAGGGCACGACUGACUGCGUGAGGUGUGGGCUUGCCCAGGGUCCCACCGCAGGGGCAUUAUUUAUUAGGAGGCUCAGCAAGGUAACUGCAGCCUGGGGUGCAUGAGCGCAAGGCUGUGUGUGUGUGCGCGCGCGCCCGCGUGUGUGUGUGUCUGCACGUGUGCACGCCUGUGUGUGUGUGUGUGUGUGUGUGGAAUUACAUUGAUGCAUUUCUUGAGAAAGGUGCAAGAAUUUCACCCACACAGAGGGACACAUCUGCUUUGUUAUUUAUAAUAGAAAGCUAAAUUUUAAUUUUUUAAAGGACACUGCUAAUGAUUGAGAAUCGAGUUUUUAGUUUUGCUAUUUUUUUUAAUUGGUAGAGGAUUUUUAUAUAUUUUUUCCAUUUUGUUGGGUUGUGUCCUUAUUUAUAUAAAUACUUUAUCUGUGAGAGGCAAGGAAGAAAAACUUCCUUGCUUUUAAUUACUGUGGUUGUCAUCGUCCCUAUUUUAUUUCCAGUGUGAUUUCUCUGUCUUACCUUCUAAAUGAGAAAACGUUUUCCUGUAUUUGUACAUUGUCAGAUUCUAUAGUUUCAUAGAUAAUUUAACCAAACUGCUCUAUGUAUUAUUAUUCCGUUGAGUACAAAGUUCUAUUUUGACGUCUGUAAAUACUUCGGAACUGGCUUCUUUUCUCAGACUCCCCCCGCGGAGCUACUGUUUACAUCACAGAAACUGUAGAAUCUCUGCCCAUGUCCUGUAAAUAGUGAUCUGCUUAUUAUACAUGAACCUGACAAGGACACUAUGGAGAUUAAAAGAAAAUACCGCCCACA